This is a messenger RNA of Chrysoperla carnea, 3167 nucleotides long. Its product is annotated as allergen Cr-PI-like. The coding region runs from base 65 to 3106 and encodes 1013 amino acids. Lineage: Eukaryota; Metazoa; Arthropoda; Insecta; Neuroptera; Chrysopidae. The transcript is spliced from 4 exons. The record is from RefSeq and is a predicted model, not a curated record.
GAAGGCAGACUCAGAUUUUGUGUAGUCCUCAUACAUUGGAUCUAAGGAACAUCUACUGAAAACAAUGAAGAUUGCUUUAAUUGCACUCCUUGUUGGAGUUUGUGGUCUUGCCUUAGCAAUUCCAACACGCAUACCAGUUCCAACUCAAUCAGUCUAUCGUGGUAUACAUGGAAAAAUUGCGGAUAAAGUAAUUUUACAAAGACAAAAAGAUCUCUUAAGGCUUCUCCGUCAUGUACAUCAACCAAACUCAUUCAAGGACCAAGUGGAAAUUGCAAACACAUUUGACAUCGAAGCAAAUAUUGGUUUAUUCACAAAACCUAUUGUUGUAAAAGAAUUCAUUCAACUUUACCGCAUUGGACUCUUGCCACACAAAGAAAUUUUCUCUGUGUACAAUGAAGUUCACCGUCGUCAAGUUAUUGCACUUUUCCAUUUAAUGUACUACGCCAAUACCUACGAAACAUUCUACAAAGUAUGCUGUUGGGCUCGUCAAUAUAUCAACCCUGGUAUGUACGUAUAUGCAUUAACCGUCGCUGUACUCCAUCGUCCAGAUUGUCGUGGAUUAGUUUUACCAGCACCAUAUGAAAUCUACCCAUACUACUUCGUCAAUCAUGAAGUUAUUAAAAGAGCGCAAGAACUUAAACAACAAAAUUUUGCAUACUUAAAACCAGAAGUACAACAACGUUUAGUUAGCUUCCUUGAAAGUGCUAAAACCUACAAACCAGAAAUCUACCAAGACAAGAGCUACAUCAGUGGUUACAAAUCAGAUAUUUACCAAGGUAAAGACUACGUUCAACAGCCAUACUUUGGAUACGAUGUAAAAAAUCAACAAUACUAUGGUGAUGUGCCAUAUUACGGUCAACAAUAUCAACAAUACCCAUACAAAACAAACAGCUAUUACAGUCAAAAGCCAUCAUUCUUAAAAGAUUACGUUCAACCAUUGAUCAACAAACACUACUAUGAACAAGUCCCAUCAUCUGUUUAUGGACAAGUCCCAUAUGGUCAACAAUCAAUCUAUGGACAAUACCCAUAUGUACAAAAAUCAUCAAUUUAUGGACAAUACCCAUCUUACAAAUCUUAUGAUUAUGUUCCAAACUACUACGAAUCACAAGUUUACCAAGACAAACCUUAUUAUGGACAAAGACAAUACGAAAGCUACGAACAAAAACCAUACGUAUCUUACGGACAAAAGCAAUACGAAAGCUACGAACAAAAACCAUACGUAUCUUACGGACAAAAGCAAUACGAAAGCUACGAACAAAAACCAUACGUAUCUUACGGACAAAAGCCAUACGAAAGCUACGAACAAAAACCAUACGUGUCUUACGGACAAAAGCCAUACGUUUCAUACGAACAAAAACCAUACGGCUAUGAAAACGAACACUAUGAAAGUCAAUAUUUAAACGAAGACUACGUACAAAAACCAUACAUCAAAAGCCAAUACUACGGAAAAACACCAUACACAUCAUACGUACAAAAACCAUACCACUUUGGACAAAAUGUACCAAGUUACUACCACAAUGUCGAACAAUACCCAUAUGGUGAUUUAAUUCAUACCGUUGAAGAUGGCGUUGAUGUUGUUUACAUUCCAGCAAACUACACAAGCUACAGAUACGUAAGCCUUGACAAAGAACAAUACUUACUUUCAUACUUCACUGAAGAUAUUGGCUUAAACUCGUAUUACUACUAUUUCCAUGCCGAUUAUCCAUUCUGGAUGACUGGUGCCGAAUAUGGAUUAAACAAGGAUCGUCGUGGUGAACUUUUCUACUACACACACCAACAAUUACUUGCUCGUUACUAUUUGGAACGUUUAUCAAAUGGUUUAGGUGAAAUUCCAUGGGUGAAUAUUGAUGAACCAGUUGAACAUGUCUGCACUUUACAAUACGAAAAUGGAUUACCAUUCCCAAUUCGUCCAGCUCACACAGAUCUCAUUUACGAUGACUACACAAAAUACACAUAUGAACGUAUGAAUAUCCUUGAAAAACGUAUCCUUGAAGCUAUUGACUUAGGCUAUGUAUUAGAUGUUAGCGGAAACAAAGUACCACUUUACACUCCAGAAGGAACUGAAAUUCUUGGAAACUUAAUUCAAGGCAAUGCUGAUUCAGUAAAUCGUCGUUAUUAUGGACAUCUCAUCAAAUGGGCUAAAGUACUUUUGGGCUACUCAGGCAAACCUUUAGACAACUACAAAUUACAACCAAGUACCUUAGAAUUAUACGAAACAGCUUUACGUGAUCCAAUGUUCUACCGCAUUUACAAACGUAUCGUCGAAUACUUCUUAUACUACAAAAAGAAUCUUCCAUCAUACACCUACAAUGACUUAGUAUACCAAGGCGUUAAAAUCGAUAGCGUAUUUGUUGAUCAACUUGUAACAUAUUUUGAUUAUUUCAACAUUGAACUUAACAAUGCUUUGUACAACGAUUACACAGUUGAAAGUGAUGUACCAAAAGUUCUUGUUAAGGCCAGACAAUUACGUCUUAACCACAAACCAUUCAACUACAAAAUCAACGUCUCCAGCGACAAAACAUCAAAAGUUGUUGUUCGUUUAUACUUAGGACCUAAAUACGACAGUUAUGGAAACAUUAUUAACAUCGCUGAAAACCGCAUUAACUUUGUUGAACUGGAUAAAUUCGUGUACGACUUACAAUCUGGACAAAAUAUAAUUGUACGUGAUUCCAGAGACUUCCAUCACAUUGUACAAGACCGUACAUCAUACUACGACUUAUACAAAAAAGUAAUGCUUGGUCUUCAAGGAUCUGAACCAUUCAUCUUCGACAAUAGUGAAGCUCAUUGUGGCUUCCCACAACGUCUCCUUUUACCUAAAGGUUCUGAAAGUGGUGUACAAUACCAAGUACUUGUUGUUAUUACUCCAUACCAAGGUUCAUACAGCGAAUUACAAGAUGAACAAUUCUGGUACACUUGCGGUGUAGGAUCCGGUGCACGGUACAUUGAUAACUUACCAUUAGGUUAUCCAUUAGACCGUGAAAUUGUUGAUGAAAGUCAAUUCUAUGUUCCAAACUUGUACUUCCAAGAUGUUGUCAUCUACCAUCAAGGAAUUGUUGAGGAUAUCAACCAUCCAACUGUUGUACCACGUGUACCAGUACAUUACUAGACCAUUGUUUGAAUGUCACUUUUUUUAUGCUAAUAUUUUGAGUUUAUAAUUUUGUUUUUUU